AGCUGCUUUGUGGUUGUUUCGUUAUGUUCCUGUUGACCAACACCAGAGGUAAGGCAGCUUUCUGAGUUCCUCUGAAAGCCAAUGAUAGGAGACUUUACUGCGCGGUCCAGCCAGCAUCAGGUUCCUGAGAUCCCUGGUGCACUGUUAGAUCUGUUCUAAAGCCCUGGCACCAUGUUGAGGAGGCCUGAAGCGCGUGCCCAGGCUGCAUUAGAGGUGGCACUUGUAGCUGACACUGGGUUAUGGAGAGACACAGAGAAGGCUGUAAAAGCCGGAAUGGCUGCUGGCUGUGCGCUGCUCUGCUGCCUGACUGAUCACGGAGAACUGAGGCUCAGUGAUGUUUCUGAAACUGCAGCUCUCGGUCAUGUACUGGAGGAGUCCUGCAUAGACUUUCUCUGGGAGGUGUCUACAGAGCAAAAUAAAGUCGACAAGCCGAGACUCCUGACUCUGAGACCAGCCUGUAAUCUCAGACUCCAUGAGAUUCAUUCAGAGCGGCAGUUGACGCCAGUGUUCGAAUGUUCUACAGAUCGACUCUUGCAGCUGGUCGAUAAGGACUUAAAUGGAAGUAAGCUGGCCUCUACGAAACUGCUGUCUUUCACUGAUGGUGUCUGCAUUCUCCUGCUGAAUGGAUGUGUCCUGGUACAACUUGUGUGGCAGGAGGGCUCAGCUGAACCAGAGCUGCUGUCCUCCUGUGUUCUUAACCUGCCAUGUGAAACUCAGGAAACGUUUAGUGACCACCAGCUCUGCAAAGGCGAAUUAUUUAUUCUAACAAGCUCCGGAUUUAUAUAUGUUUUUGACAGUGCAGAUGGAGAGCACCUUGCUACAUUGGAUCUUCCUGCAUACUACGCAUCAGGACGAUCAAGAGAUGCAGAAUCUGUGGAAUCUCUCUCUUCCUUCUGCCUUCUCCACAUCUCGCAAGAUCUCAGCACAGCUGUGGCUGCCACCACACAAAACCAAGCACUGGCAGUUGAUCUCAAUGAUUACUUCAGGACUCACACAAAUCACUUGCACUGUCAUAAGGACUCCAGACCCCUUCCUCUCCUACCCCCAAAACCUUGUGAUCAGGACAGCAUUGCCAACUCGAUGUACAGCCAGUGUGUACUGGGUACACACUUCCAAACCGAUCACUCAUGGGAGACAAGGCUGGCAUUGCUCUAUAAGCAAGCUAAAGCACCAUCUCCUCCAGCUCCGCAGCUGCCGUGGUACAAAGACCUCCCUCGCUCCGAGUGCCGUCAAGCAGCAGCCACCGCCAAAAUCAGUCGUUCCACUCUAUCACCAGGGGGCGCUGUGAUGUCUUUCACUGUAACGGAACAGACCACGCCAACCAUGUUAAUUGUCUCCGAAUUUUCCGUAGUGCUUAGUUUUACCACGCCGGGAAACAAAAGCACAACCCUGGCGUACUGGGACCUGGAGUCUCACACUGUUACAUAUCAUUGCAUUGAUGCCCCGGCCCUGCCUGUUUGCUGGUCAGGAGAGGAACACCUUUCUCUGAUUCUGAAAGCAUCAGGCCUGUCUUUGGUGCUGUUCACGGUUUCUCAGGACGAGCUGCUGAACAGAUUGAUGGUGUUUGGAAGUGCCGGGGUGGUGGACUCACUGUGCCAUCUUAAUGCCUGGGGACGUUGUUCAAUGCCCAUCCAUUCCCUGCAGGCAGGAUUAAAGAACCGACAGCUGGAUAUGGUAGAUUUCUUCCUGAAGAGUAAAGAGAACAUUCUCUGCUCACCCACAGGCUACAGUCUGCCUGAACAAUCCCCCACUUCAGCGCAGACGCAGCUGAAAAACGUCCAGGAUCUGUGUCCAGCCUUGGAUCUGCUUCUGUCUGCUAUCCGAGACACGAACACCGAGGCUCAGAGCAGACAGUUCUGCGAGCAGCUGCACAGCAUGACCCUCAACUUCCUCCAUACACAAAUCCGAGUCAUUCUAACCGGCACUCCAGAGCUCGAUGCUAACCUGCAUGAGUGUGUGAAGAUCUUGAGUGGGUAUAUCUCUGAACUGCGUACCUAUUUGAGAAGGUACCCAUGGGGGGAAACGGGUGAGAGCCAGACACCUGCCUCAGACACUGACCCUGUCCCUGAUAUGGCCAAUGAGGAUGAAUGGGAAAACCGCUCUGUUGAGGAGGUUGUCCAGUGUGCAGUGUUAAACAGGGAGCUCCCACGUGCACAAGCAUAUCUACGCAGGCGCAACUGUCCCGAGCAGAAGCUGGAGGAGCUGAGGAAAACCGGCCUAAGACUGGCCUUCACUUGUCUCACACACCGAGACCUGCAGCAGGCCACAACACUUCUCACUAACAUGGGAUUCAAUGUGAAAGAGCAGCUCCACAAUAUCUGUGUUUACACGGCUGAUCAGGACCUUAGGUCCUUUAUGGUCGAAGAGUUGAAAAGACUUAAUCAUUUCUCCACUGAAGACUUACAAAGAGUGGAGUUCCUUAAGCAGAUGGAAAACUUGUUCUCUAGACCAGCAACAAGAUGCAAAAAACCUUUGCAAAAGAACAGGGUUCUUCAAAGAAGCCAGCCGGAAGAUGUAAGUAAAAACCUGCUUCAGGAGAUAUUACCCAAGCCCUUGUCUUGCUCAAUCCAGUCUCUGGUUGGCUCGGUGCAUCUGGACUGGGUCAGGCACUGGGAUGAUGACACACAGAAAUCUGUCCUGCUCUCCCGACUCCCAGACCAAAUACUGGGAUCCUGCAAUCCAGCUGUGCUGUGGUCAUACCUCACCUCCCUACAUGACCAGGAUAGAGUUACUGCGUGGUUGAAACACACAGCCACACAAGACUGCAAGAGCUCUGCUGCCUCUAAGUGGCCUGCGUUCACUGCUGCUGUUGUGGACGGAAACACCUACUGUAGUGAUUAUAUGAAAGACCAAAUUCUGGACAUGCUCGCCAGGCAAGAAGUGUUUGUGCAGUCAGAAAUGUCUGACUUUGAGCAGCUGCUGUGGAGAUUAGCUCAGGCCAGAGGCGUUAUGCAAGACGUCAAUCGCACUCCUGUCCCACAAUUCCGUUCUUCCAAAGGACAGGACUUUCAUACCUGCUUUAUUCAGCAUUGUUUGGAAAGCAAUCUACAUUAUCUGCUUUAUACCUACUUGCAGCAUUAUAGAUUGACCCCCGAUAACUGUCCUGCAGUCGGAGACCGAGAUCUGUAUGAGAGCUACCCCUGGUUUGAGAUGAUGGUCAAACUGCAGAACAUUACAAGAGAUCUUAAAAACCCGGAACUGGUGUUUCAGGCAAGUCUGACAAGUGCGCAGGUGCUGUUACCAGGCAGUCAGGCUAGUGUUAGCAGCAUGCUACUGGAGGGGCACAGCCUUCUUGCUCUCUCCACUAUAAUGUUUGCACCUGGGGGCAUUGAUCAGGUGGUGAAGGAGGGCGAUAAAGGUCAAGACGCCCUGUCUAGAGUGGACCCGCAGCUCCUGAGGAUGGCUCUGAGUGCAUACCCUAAACUCAAAGCUGCUCUUUUUCCACAGAUUGGCCCAAGAGUUACAUCAGUUUGUGAUGUAUCGAUAUACCACCUCAUGCAGUCAUUGCAUCCACUGAAUCCCUCCAGAUUGUUUGGGUGGCAGUCUGCGAACACACUGGGCACCGCAGAAACCUCAUCAGAGCUGCCUCAUUUCUCCAGCCCUCACCUGGUUAAUAAGUUUGCACUCGUUGAGAACCUGGACUUUUUAUAUUACCUCCAACAUGGCAGACCUUCCUUUGCAUAUGGAAUUUUCAUUAUUCAGCAUCUGGCUGAUUCCAGCAGUGCCAAGCUGCAGAUAAGUCAGGCUCUGGAGCAGGCGUACUCUCUGGGCAUUCUGAAUUUCAGCUCUCCAUCUAUAUCUUCAGCAUGUGUGUGCUUCUUCGAGUUACUGGGUGUAUGCAGUCUGAAACUGAGAGUGGAUCUUAAAGCUCUCAAUCUUAUUCUCAAGCUCUGGAGUCAGAACUGUGAGGAGAGUGGCCUGGCAUCACUUAAACAGUCUCUGGUGGAGAAGGUAAAUAAAGUGGUGGCAGCAGAGAGACAGACCCUAGAGGAAAUACUGUUGCAUCUGGAGGGAGCAGUGAGGGACAGUGUGGAGAGCAAAGCCAUCAGCAGGUCUUCAUAUGAGGCCGGACAGGAGUGGGCUCUCCCUGUUCAGUUUUGCCACCUACAUGAUUUGCCCCUGAGCACACAGUACCUGCAAGACUGUGCCACGGAUGGCCAAUGGCUCAACUUCCUGCUGUUCGUACAGAUACAUCACUACCCUCCACAACAGGUGAGAUAUCUAGCAGCCAGCUUCAACCCAUGUCUGCAAGCUCACCUCUUCCUGGCCUUCCAGGACCUUCAGCUAGUGAACUCUCAACAAUCCGUGGAUGGCCAAAGAGAUUCCUUUUGCUCGCCAAUAAAGGAGGAAAGCUCAGAAUUCCCCAAGGAUUUGUUCCAGGUCCUGUUUUAUAGCCAGGAGCAGCCUAACCCCUGGCAGUACCUGCUGACAGAAGCUGUUGCACUGCACAAUCCACCACUUACAGUACUGGCUGCUUGUCACCAGGAUGCUGAGCUCAUACAAUGCCUGUGUGUAUGGAUAUUGACCUCUGUCAAUGAAGACAUUGCCCAGGAAGCUACAGCCCAUAUCAACGAAAGUCCUAACCACCACACUUGGAACCUUUAUGACCUGUCAAUCCUGUGGAAGGUCCUUCUAGAGAAGUGCAAGAUCAGACCUUUGAUUCGGGGCUUUCAGCUGUUUCAGAGGGAAUCUCCCCUGAUCCACAUGUUGCAGAUGUAUGAGCUUUGCUACGACAACAAAAACUACGAAGGAGCUAAAGACAAGUUACAGGAAUUCCAAAAAUGCCUACUUAAUAUAAGGAACAGUGGUAGUGUCCUUGGUUCUGACUGCCUCCCGGUUCAGUGGGUAGAAGCUCAGGCUUCUGUGCUGCUCCUCACCUUGUUGCAGAAAUGCGGGACACAGUAUGAACUGUGCAGGCUGCUGCAGCUUCUGGCUGAUAUGGAGCGUAUGCUUAAAUCUAAUGGUCCAGACUUUAAAAAGCUGAGUCAGCUGAGCCAAAUCCUGGCAGAGACACCAGUGCCUUUGUCCCCGUGCCUUCUGGAGAACUAUACCACUAAGAGCCUGCAGAGGGAGUGCCAAAGAAUGCUUGAGGAGCUGCAGGACAUUUCUCUGUUCUGUCAGGCAAGAAAAGUGGCCGAACUAGCAGGGCUGCCCUUUGACUGCCUGAUAAUAAAUGAGCUGUUGAGGGAUCUGAAGGUGCUAAAGGCAACACGUCAAUGGGAAAGACAGGAAACUCGAUUGGCCUUCUGGAGAAAGUGUCAAGAGCAGUUUAAGGCAGACUGCAUUGGAGCAGAGUCAGCCUACCAGUUUUUCCUGUCCCAGGCAGAGGAUCCUGUGCAAAGAGACCCAGAGCUGCUUCAGGUACAGGAGCGAUGCCUUCUUCUGGCUUUAGCUGCUCAUUGGCUUUGCCAGUGCAGCCCCUCUUCAGUGACACGUUUAGCUGAACUGGAGAAGCGACAAUGGGAAUGGCGUAUCCGCAGGAUGGUCCUCAACACAGCCCUGGAACAGCAAAGCCUCUUCACUCCAUCCACUGGACCAGAUGCCUUUGACAGCCUCCUCAAAGAAUUCUCUUUUUCCAAAAUGGCCAUCCUGGAUGAUCAAGCAUAUUUGAGCAUUGAGGUUCUUCCAACGACAGAGGAGGCUUGCUUGUUAGAGGAACCAGAGAAAAAGGCACUGUCCACGCUCAUUGGGCAGCUGCUGGACGAGGGGAGUGUUCACGAAGCAAGCAGAGUGUGUCGAUAUUUCGACCUGCUGCACAGAGACGUCUGGUUGGUGUUGCAAUGCCGGGGUUUGGCCUGUGGAGAAAUCCAGCCAGGACUGCAGGAGCUUCUCAGACCUGAGCAAGAGUACAGGAGGAGCUUGCCCAGCUGCUCCAGCACAGGAAGCCUGUCCUCUUUCGUUGUGGUUUCCUCACCUGAAGACCAAGCUCUCUCUCAGCUUCAACUUCUAGUAGACCAGUGCCGUCACGGCAAAAGCUACUGCAAGCAGGUCCUCGGUCUCUACGAGCUCUCCAAGGAGCUGCGUUGUUCCUACAGUGAGAUCUCUUCUGAAGAGCCAGAGGCAGUGCUCCGGAAAGUUCUCCUUUCCCAGCAGCCUGAGCGCUUUAGGAAAGCGCAGGCAUUUAUUAGUGUGCAGGGCUUAAAACCUGAGUCUGUUGCACAGCUCAUCACCUCUACAGUGCUGGAUGGACUGCUGGCCUUCUCACAAGACAGAGAGACAGCAGAGCGCCAUAUAUUCAGUCCUUCAGAAGGUAAAGAGGCCUUCUUGCAACUGGCUAAACUGUGCGGUGAUCCAAACUUGGUGGGCAUCAAGUUAUUGGACAUCAUUCCUACAGUCCCCCUGGUAGAACUGGGAUGCACUGUGGAGCUGCUUAUCCUGGCACAUGACUGCUUCAGUCUGACCUGUAACAUGGAGGGCAUUGUCAAGGUCUUGCAAGCAGCCAGACAUCUCAGCCACACACAUCUGGCCCAUGGAGAGAGAUAUGGGCUGCUGGUCCGAUUAUUGACUGGUAUUGGAAGGUACAACGAAAUGACAUACAUCUUUGACCUUCUAAACCAGAACCAUCGUUUUGAGAUGCUGCUAAGAAAGAAAGUGGAGUCGAACACUAGGUUAAAGACAGCUCUUUUGGACUACAUUAAGCGCUGUUUACCAGGGGACAGUGAGAAAUACAACAUGGUGGCGCUGUGUUUCAGCAUGCGGCGAGAGAUCGGAGAGAAUCACGAAGGAGCCGCUCGAACCCAGCUCAAACUUAUCGAGUCCCAGCCAUGGGCGGUUACCCCAGAGCUCAAAAGUGCCUUAGAGAAGGUCCUCUUUUUGCUGAAAGAUGCUGCAGAAAGUUAUUCGAAGGACUCGUGCAUGCGGCAAGCGUUGCGGUGCGUAAAAAUGGCAAAACUCAUCACCCUGCAGCUUCACUUUCUCAAUCACGGACAGGACCAUCGUGUAGUCAACCUCCGGCCAUCUGAACUCCUCGGUGCCAUGAUUACUCUGCCACGCUGUUAUCAGACAUUUAUAGUGGCUGAGGCAUAUGAUUACAGUCCUGACUGGGCCGAGAUUCUGUAUCAGAAGGUGAUUCUGAAAGGAGAUUUCUCCUAUCUGGAAGAGUUCAAGCAGCACAGACCACUUCAUGCAAGUCUGUUUGAAGAAAUCUCGAAAAAACUAAUAGUGAACAAGCCGCCAAAGACUGUGAGUCAGAACAUGAAGAAGCUGCUGCAGUAUUGUAAAAAUGUCUAUACCCACUACAAGCUGGCGUACGACCAUGAUUUUGUCGACGUGGCCAACAUGCUCCUACAUGACUCCAAAACAAGCAGUUACCUUAAUGACCGAUUAAGCAGCUGACGAUCCAAUUAACAUCAUUUCUUCCCGCAUUCCUCUGCUUUCCCUUAUAAUAUAAUAGAAUAUAUUAUAUAAUAGAAUAUAACAAACCAUAACAUUGCUUUUUUCAAAUUAAUUUUGUAAUCAUGUCAAUCAAGGUAUGUACAUGGUGACAUAAAUGUACAUAUUUAAAAAUUUAUUAAAUAUAACUUUGCUAAUUGAUUAGAUGUUAAUUGCUCUGUUCUUGUUUGUAAUGAGCUACUGAGCCACCAGACAUCUUGAUCUAUGUUUAGCAGCAAUGCAUCCGUGUUGUUGAACUUACUGUUGUAGAUGCUGUUCUUAUUGUUUAUAAGAUCACUGAAAUGAUUUCCAGAGCCAGCAGGUGCAUUUUCUUCAUGCCUUGUCAGUAUUUCUUAGAAUGUAUUUUAUUAAAAUGUAAAAUAUGACAGUGUUUUGGAUUUUGAUAAACAGGAAAAAAAAAAACGAUCAGAAA
This is a messenger RNA of Silurus meridionalis, 7804 nucleotides long. It is a transcript of the gene spg11, whose product is annotated as SPG11 vesicle trafficking associated, spatacsin. NCBI's taxonomy places the organism in Eukaryota, Metazoa, Chordata, Actinopteri, Siluriformes, Siluridae. Gene Ontology annotation, cellular component: synapse; cytoplasm; dendrite. The record is from RefSeq and is a predicted model, not a curated record. Gene Ontology annotation, biological process: chemical synaptic transmission; axon extension; axo-dendritic transport. The coding region runs from base 172 to 7335 and encodes 2387 amino acids. The transcript is spliced from 41 exons.